AAUUAAUUUAUUUCGAUAAUAGAAUAAUUCAGAACAGUAGUUCGAUAUUAAAUAUUUAUUUUCAUUGCAUGUAUCGUGACAGUACGUUUCUUAGUGAUAUUUUAAAACAUUCAUCAUGUCGAUCAAGUUUCAUUAUUUGCAAACAUUCCAUGUUAUAUGGUCGUGCAGUCUAACAUUGGUAGAUUUAAUAUCAGAACGUACUAAAAUUACCCAACGCGAGUUUAUCAAAGUUCUUGAACUUAUUCCCAAUUCUACGCGCUUUAUAUUUAGCCAAAGAUACUGCAAGCUAAUAUUUGACUUCCUAAUGGGAUCCCCGCUAUCAACAGCUUUAUCGAACAUUGUUCCAGAGGAAAUCAAGAAUAAGGCUUUAUCUUUGCUUCCAAAAUUUCUUUCCUGAAGAUACGCGAAUGCAAUGUUAUUAGCAAAACAUAAAUCAAACAUAGAUAAUAUUUUUCUUUAAAUUUUUAAAUCAUACAUCGUACGAGGCAUCUUCUUUGAAGAAUUAAGGUUAUUGUAACUUCCUAAAUAUUGAAUAUUUCUCCAAGGAAAAAAUUGUGAAUACAGUCUGAAUAUAUACGUUCAAAUUUAAUAGAAAAAUAUUUAAUCGCGUGACCCCAAAAAAUUCCAAAGAAUCAUCGAUACAUUGCGUUAACACGUUCAAAACCUAAAAGUGAAAACUUCUCAAUCUCGAGAUUAAUUUUCUCAGUCCCCUAGCGGAGUAACCUGCCAUUAAAGCGUCAAAAGGUAGAUGGCUGUACCGUUUGCGCCCCUCAGUUUAUUUCCAACGCCGUAAAGAUCAACGUUUUCGAUCGCGAAGUACCCGCCGUCGAGGACGUCAUCGCCGCGAAGCACCACCGUAGCCGCAUUUAGACCCGGGUUCGCCAGCCAAGCGUUACGUUUCCCCACCCCGGGGUGUACGGGACGCGCCGUGGUCGUGCGAUAGGACACGGUCGUGUCCCGGUGGGGCCGGCGAUUCGCGGGCAGUUUCCAAAUCGCGCGCGUAUCGCGAAAGAGGGACGCACCUGCACGCCGAACUGCUCGGCGCGCAGCUGCGACCUUCGACGCCCUUGUGCCGGCGAACGUGCAGCGCGACGCUCGUCCUCGUCAUUUUUACGUCGUACGUACGCACGGUCGCGCGCGCCCGGUGCCCAAUCCGUGCGGAUCCCGGAUCGUCCCCGGAUUCAGUUGAUCGUCGGUGCCGUUCGAACGUGGAUUUGCUUCUCGCACCGGAACGUCGACACCGGUGCCAGACGCGUGUCGCGAAAAGUGGUGGAGUUCCGUCGACAAGAGGGUACGGCCGCUAACGACUCGGUCGGUGCCCCCCGUGAGCGUCUGCCCUGGAAGGGGCAACGGCGAAAGGAUUGCCCGACGGAAGGACGGCGAACAGCGAAAGUCGAGAGCCGGAAGAGCAGGGUAACAGUACGACCUCGCCCUCGGAGGGCAGGCACGCCGACGGGACAUCCGGCUCGUCCGUCCUUGAGAUGGGCAGCACAGAUUCGGCGGGCAGCGCCCACAGCGGCGGUCCUUCCUGCGGCCUGGUCAGUUCCCUGUUCCCCAGCAGUUGCCGUGGACGCGCGGAGGCGUUCGCCAGACGUCUUCAUCGGCGGCUGACGUCCCUGGGCGGCGAGGAAGCGUCCCAGCGGAACGCAGACUCCUCGAAGCCCAAGGAAACGUCGUGGCUGCGCUCGUCGUCGACCUCGAAACCGGUGACGAACAACGCGUCGAUCAAUCAUGUUCUGCAGCACCAGCCGCGUCACAGCUCGGAGACGAAUCUCUGUUACGAUUUCGAGAUCGAUCUCGAGGACGGUCUCGGCUCGCCGGCCGAGGAGGCCACCGCGGCCGAGGUGGCGGAUCUCCUGGUGAAUCCGGGAAUAUUGAAGACCAACCAUCACGACGCCUGCAACUGCACGCCGAACGGUUCCAAAGUGAGUCUGUCCAGCUUGGACAUAGAGUCCGGUUGCCUGUUCGCGUCGCCCAUGACGGGCACGUCGCCCGACAGCGACUCCAGCGACAUCUACUUCGAUCCUGAGUCCUCGGACGCGGAGAAGGCGAAGAACGAGGUCUACUUCGACCCGGUGACCACGUCGGACAGCGAAGUGACCACCUCGAAUCUCUCGAACGGUUGCGAGGCGAAGGCCGACAAGGGUCUGGUGGCGCGCAGAAGGCCGGAUAUCAACGUGGAACAUUCCGAGGACACGUCCGAGUCGAGCGCCUCGCUCAGAAGGAACAACAUCGUGGACGGUGAGUCGAGGAAAGAGGAGUCGGUGUGCAACUCGGAGGACUCGUUGGAGACCACCUCGGCCAGCCACGAGUCCUUGUGGAGCACCUUCGACGAGAGCACCAUGUCGCUGCAGGACGAGAGUCCCACCAGAAUCAGUCCCAGUCUGACCGCCACGGUUCAGAAUCGACUGCCCAAGUCGCACUCGGACUCCGAGAUACCCGUACACGGGCCAAGACUGAUGAUCACUCGCGAGCUGACCAGGAGGGACGAGAAGAUGGAGGGCGGUGUGGACGAGGUGGACUUCGUCAACGGGAUCACGGAGAACGGCAACCUGGAGGACAUAAAGAACGCGAGGAACCUGGCGAAAGAGGAGUCACCAGACUCGUCGGAGAGCACGAACGACGAGGAGCUGCCGCUGGACACGGAGGAACCCACCAACGACCCAAGUGCGCAACUCCCGAUCAACAUGGCCGCACUGAAGGUGGAGGAGACGGUCGAGUCGGAGGAUAACUCGACGUACAGCAGCAUGAUCAACAUCCCCGGCGCUCUGACGCUCGAGUGCCCGACGGGCGAGCGCGUGAUGGAGUCGACGCUGAAGAACGAGGUGCAGCUGCAGAUCGAGAACGGUACGGUGACCGGCGACGCCGAGGAGGACAAGAUGUGCCUGCUGCUGCAGAAGAUCGCCACCAGCCCGACGAUCAGGGACGACGUGCUGAGCCACGAGUCGCGCGAGGACAGCGUCGAGGAGGAAGAGGAGGAGGAGAGGCCGCAGAAGGUGAGACGUUGCUCGUCCCUGAAGACCGGGAAGACACCGCCUGGCACGCCGGGGCGCAAGAAGAUCGUUCGAUUCGCGGACGUGCUGGGCCUGGACCUGGCAGACGUCAGAACGUUCCUGGACGAGAUCCCCAAGGUACCGAACUCGGCGUACAGCGACCUGGUCUACGACGACAUCUUCCACAAGGACUCCAGCCCCGUGAACAGCCUCCAGUCGUGGGGAUUCCGUUACGGGGACAGCAGACGGGAAUCGGGCUGCGCGUUUCCGCAGCCUCGAAAGGUGGACAAGACUCUGGUGCCUCUGUUCCAGCAGCCGGGCGGCCAGGUGAACUUCCUGGACCUGGUGCGCGAGCGUCGCGUCUGCCUGGAGAACGUGCUCGUCCAGGACCCCGUAUCCUUCUACAUCCAGGGCACCGUGCGCGUCAUAAACCUCGACUUCCACAAAUCGGUCCACAUCAGAUACACACUGAACUCGUGGCGAAACUUCAGCGACCUGCAGGCGACCUACGUGCCGAACUCGUGCGACGGUUUCAGCGACAAGUUCGCGUUCGCGUUGUACUGCCACACGCUGUCGGUUGGCCAGCGGCUGGAGUUCGCUGUUCGGUUCCAGUGCAAGGGCGAGCAGUACUGGGACAACAACGCCGGGGCCAAUUACUGUUUCCAGUGCUUGCCUGCAUCACCGACGGUCGGUUACUUACCGAUCACCGCGUCCGAGAGCCAACGUCACGACUGGUCGCCGAUGUUCUACUGAUGGGGGGUGAGGGGACCCCGUUCGUCGGCGUUCGCGACCCGGUAGGCCGGGGUACGGCUUCGCGUAGAAGGCGCACGGAGUCCGAGGAUGGCCCGAAUAUGGCUAACAAGCGACCGACGGAGACCACGGAUCUAAUAAACGUUCCUAAAGUGUACCUACUGUACAGAACUGUCCUACGGAGUCGAUGGAACGAACCGGACGGAUCGGAGAGACCGCGAUCGGCCACGCAUCGACGUCAAUUAUCCUUUCCUGCCAUUUUUUCCCACCCCCCUCCGACCGGAGCGCCGCUGGUGGACUGUGGAGGAACUCGACGCGACCGUUAGACUGACAAUUUUUUACACGUUUAUCCGUUCCACGCUCGCGGGAGGACGCGUACGGAGGUGACUGCGUCUCGAUGCCUGGAAAGUUCGGGAGCCCACGGUUCCGGAGGAUUCAAAGAGAACCACGAGAUAUCCACCCACGCGUCUAGGACAGCGAGGAGAGAUUAUUAUUUACACGUUCCUAGAAAGUACCUAAUUUUAACGAGUCGAGGGAAAAACUUCGAGGCCCCGUCGAGAGUGCUGUAACCACGGAAGAGUUACGAACUGUUUGUGUAUGGUACUGUGUUUAGGUGGCAACGUCGGAAGCUCCUUUUCCUUCGUGUUUUAAUUGUUUUAACCGUUCACGAUGAUAUCGCAAGAUCGCCUCUGCGUGGAAACAAUAUUUUUUUAUCCGUCGACAACGGUGCGACGACUUCGACGGUUUUUUCUUUUCUUUUUUUUCUUUUUACUCGAAGAAACAAGAAAACGACGUUUUUUUUUCCUUCGUUCGAAGUGGUUGUUGACCUGUGCCAAUCCGAUCCAGUGCCAUUGCACGAGUUACGGCUAUCGAUGGAGACGCGUAACCGCACGUAUGGUCGUAACCGUGGUUCGGGAGACGCGUUGACGGUUCGUGAAAGGGGGAUAUAUUGCGUUCGCGAUAAUUCCGUUAAUGAAAUUCUGCGUCCCGUUCACGAAUCGUGAGAAAUCAGGGAAUCGAGGCCUGAUCGCUAAACAUUGUUACUGUACAGAUCCUUAUUCGCCUAUAUAUAUCGUAUCUAUUAUAUCUUACAUUAAGGCAGGGGUUGCCAGAGCUGCGACGAAAUUCUCUAGCGACGCGAAACAUUAUCGAAUCACGUUGCACGCGAGAUUCCCUUUUAUCGGACUCGACUAUUUUUUUAAACUUUGUACAUACACGAUUUUCUGCAUAACUUAUUAUUUUACUCUUUUACGUUGACUAGUUUUUUUUUUCUUUCCUGUCUAGGGACUAUUUUAUUCGCGAUUCGAUAUGGUCUUUUUUUCUUUUUACUCGCUGCGUUGGUGCAAAUAGGUGCACUUCGGGUAAACGUAUCAGUGAUAUGCGAAGGAAUCAUUGUUGAGGAUUUUUUAAUCUUGUGUUCAAUCAGUGAAAUUUGUUACAAUCGAUUUUAUAAAUCAAACGAUGCUACGCUUUGUCAAAUGAAUUUUUCCUAGUUAUUAUUUCGUUAUUAAUUUUAUUCUCGUAUUUUUAGAUAUUUCAACAAGUUGCACGGUGCUUUUAAUUAGAAACAAAUUAACACAUUGGCUGCCGGCGGGUAUUUAAAGCCAGCUGAAUAUUUAAAAAGUGAAAGAAGCGUCGAUUUGGGUGAUCGUUUUUGUCGCCGGUACGUUUACCCUGUGCCUAUAUUUAAUCGAUUAUUUGCACGCGAGAUGGCGACGAAUCGAGGCCUUUUAGCAGCAGAGCAUAAAGUCUCUCCCACAUUUAUGGUCUUUAACGCGUUCACUGUGGUAGAUUUUAAUAACGUUCACAACUGGAUUACUAUAUACCGUAGAAUAUGCUCCACACAUGGACCUUUAUAUGGUACAUCACCAGUACUGGUUAAACACGUCUCACGCUGGGCCUCAUGUGCCCCAUAUUGGAUUUUUAUAUGCGGCUGGUCCAAUAUGCCUCAUACUGGGCUUCCACCUAUAAAAUUAGCAUAUUGAACUUUCCACGUAGGUGGUCAAAUAUGUCCAUCCCCAUAUUGCAUUUUCAUAUCGAAGUCUCGAAGACCUGUCGGGCCUCCAUUUUGAACACGACGGUGUUCGAUGUCUGAAAAUUUCGGAAAAACAGGCUCGAGUGACGUUUCAACACUUUGACUGCCCGCGUGAGCCGUACAAAUUUUAGGUUAUGUAGCUCACAACGGUCUGAAACGAAAAUUUCAGUCUCGCAGAGAAUUGUACGGUUUUCGUGUGGCAGUGAACGUGUUGAACGAGUCGUUGCAACGUGGAAUGGAGGUGGAACGAAAUAUGUGGCCCACACACAAUGAAACACAGGGAAAAUGGUCUCGAGUGACGUUUCAACGCUUUAACUGCCCGCGUGAACCGUACAAAUUUUAGGUUAUGUGGCUCACAACGGUCUGAAACGCAAAUUUUAGUCUUGCUGAGAAUUGUACGGUUUUCGUGUGGCAGUGAACGUGUUGAACGAGUCGUUGGAACGUGAAACGAAAUGUGUGGGCCACACGGAACGAGGUACAGGGAAAAUGCGUGCCCCGGUGCCGCAGUGAACGUGUUAAAUCGUAGCUAGAAGGGGUCACAGCGUCGAGGGAACGUGUCAGGUUCGUUUCCACGCCGGGAACCGUCGUGUUUCCGAGGCGCGGUAAAAAUUUCGCGCACGUUUCUGCGCAGCUCUCCGCGCGAAGAAUGAGUGACGAAUGAAUUGCUCGCGCGACGGUACGCGAGAGGGUAAUAAUAAUGUUGUCAGUUGCGAUCCAGCCUGGGGAUUGAUCGAGGUCUAGCGGACUCGGGAACGGUACAUUCGCGACGUUUUGGCAGACCUGCGUUGUCCAAUAUGGCGGCCCCAUGGCCCCCCCAAGUUAGUAACCGUACCGAUACGAGGAAAUAUUUUUAACGCGUGAAUCGUUUCUUUGCAUCGAUGGACGGGUUCCCUAACCUAUUCGUUACUUGGCUCGAUCAGCAAUUAAUUCCAACAAUAACGCAUCUUUAUCGCGUACAUUAAGAAAUUCAGAAUCGAGAACGAGUAUACGUUGUCAGCCUUGACUAAUAAUAUGAAUGUAAAAUUAAAACGACCGGCAGACGUGUUAUUAAAGGACGAAAUAGCGGAAUAGUCACGAACUGGCGAUAACUCAAGAUAGUCAGAGGGUCUUUAAUAGAAAGGAGUGUGUUGGCCCAGGCAAAUAUAACUUUCGUACAUUUGGCCGUGUAACGUGAUUAUUUUGUGUUUCGUUCCCUGCUACAUUAUUUCGUGCCAUAUUUUGAGAACUCCCUGCAUCGAUGCAUUAACACAGUUAACGUUUCACGCGUAUAUUCGAGGACUUUUACGUUUGAUUCGACCCAAUUGAUCCUAGUCACGUCAAAUCGAGAAUUUGCCUUCGUGAAUCUAAGUUCGUCGAAUAUAAAAAAUAGAAUUUGUUCGAGUCAGUCCCAGAUCUCGACGUCCAGCGUUGUCUCGCGCCGACGACAGACGCGCAACAACCACGAACCAGUUAUAAUUUUAACGCUCGGCGAAACGAUCGAAACGCGACGGUUGCACGGCGCCACCGAUCGAAAUUACAAGAUGGCGGAUCGCGACACGAUUAUUUUUGGCAACCCUCGACGAUUCGUAAUUGUGAUCGUUGCCCCGAAACGUUCGAGUUUCAAUUAGCUGUUCGGCGAUAAAUGAUAUUAAAAAGUUUAUUGUUAAGACCACCACUACCAAGAACGAUAUCCUCAUAUUUUUUAAUAGUUAUCUUCAAGAUGUGCUUUCCACACCGAACGAAGAAACCUAUUCUAUACAGAUCUAUUGUACAUAGGCGGCGACAGUAUUGGCGUCGAGGGACGGGCAAAAUUCUUAACACUAAUUUCGAAUAACGUGUCAAAGAAACUAUAAACAAUAUAACAAACACGUUAUCUCGUGAAUAAAGUUUCAAAUCAGAAAACGAUUUCACAACGAACUAAUUUGCUACGGGUCUUUUUAUCGUUCGAAUAAUAUAUUUUGCUCGUCUCUGGUGACAGGCGUGUCUCGAGUGAAAACAUAAUCGAUGGAAAAACUAUUGUUUGAAAUAUAUACAGGGUGUUCGGCCAACCCUGGGAAAAAUUUUAAUGGGAG
Molecule: messenger RNA, 7829 nt
Organism: Colletes gigas
Lineage: Eukaryota; Metazoa; Arthropoda; Insecta; Hymenoptera; Colletidae
Gene: Gbs-76A
Product: glycogen-binding subunit 76A
Exons: 2
Coding region: 1482-3746 (754 amino acids)
Biological process (GO): regulation of glycogen biosynthetic process
Cellular component (GO): protein phosphatase type 1 complex
Molecular function (GO): glycogen binding; protein phosphatase 1 binding
Source: RefSeq, a predicted model, not a curated record